AUGGCAGCACAAUUACUCCUCCUCCUUCUCCCCUUCCUCUUCCACCUCUCCUCAGCAGCUCAGCUCUACAACAUUGCAGACUAUGGCGCUAAGCCAGACGGCUCCGAUGACUCUGCUUCUCAGCUCGCCAUUGCAUGGACUAAGGCUUGCUCCUCCAUCGUCCCUGCAACGCUGCUUAUUCCUCCUGGCAAGUUCUUAGUAAGCCAAGCCUGGCUGCAAGGCCCUUGCAGAAACAACAAAAUCUUAAUUGUCAUAAAGGGAAUUGUCAUGGCUCCUUCCUCUUACACCUCCAACGAGCAAUGGAUAAUCUUCAAGAGAGUGAAUGGCCUCACCAUCUCUGGAGGACUAUUAGACGGCCAUGGCCAAGCUCUCUGGUCUUGCAAGAACAGCAACAGCAAAUGCCCAGAAGGAGCCACAUCUCUCUCCAUCGCUUACUCUAACAACGUAUGGAUUGACAGAGUUAGCUCAGUGAACAGCGAGCAGUUUCACAUUACUAUAUAUAGAAGCAGUCAUGUGAAGGUAACGCGAGCUGUAAUUACAGCACCAUUUGAUAGUCCAAAUACUGACGGAAUACACAUUGAGGAGUCGAGCGAUGUGGAGGUGAAAGAGUGCAGAAUUGGCACAGGCGAUGACUGUAUAUCAAUGGGGCCUGGAGACAGUAAUGUAUGGAUAGAGAAUGUAAGGUGCGGGCCCGGCCAUGGCAUCAGCAUUGGGAGCUUGGGUUCUUCAAGCAACCAGGAUGGUGUGAAGAAUGUGACUGUCAAGAACGUUCAGUUCACUGGAACGGAAAAUGGGCUGAGAAUCAAGACUUGGGCGAAGCCUAGUAACGCUUUUGCUCAGCAAAUUUUGUUCCAGAAUGCAACCAUGGAUAAUGUCAAGAACCCUAUCAUCAUCGAUCAGAACUACUGCCCUGACCAUCUGGACUGCCCCAACCAAUCUUCGGGUGUUCAGAUUAGUGAUGUGACAUUUCGCGACGUCGUCGGUUCGUCGGCGACGAACACGGCGGUGAAGCUGGACUGUAGCAAGAGUAAACCAUGUGAAGGGAUUAUGCUACAAAAUAUCAAUCUUGGUUAUAAUGGAAGCAGUGAGGCUGAAAUGGUAUGUAGCAAUGUGCAUGGAGGAAGCUCUGGUGUUGUCAUUCCACCUUGCUGUAUCAGCAAAUGA
Molecule: messenger RNA, 1164 nt
Organism: Dendrobium catenatum
Lineage: Eukaryota; Viridiplantae; Streptophyta; Magnoliopsida; Asparagales; Orchidaceae
Product: polygalacturonase-like
Exons: 2
Coding region: 1-1164 (387 amino acids)
Biological process (GO): carbohydrate metabolic process
Molecular function (GO): polygalacturonase activity
Source: RefSeq, a predicted model, not a curated record